Molecule: messenger RNA, 630 nt
Organism: Puccinia triticina
Lineage: Eukaryota; Fungi; Basidiomycota; Pucciniomycetes; Pucciniales; Pucciniaceae
Exons: 5
Coding region: 1-630 (209 amino acids)
Source: RefSeq, a predicted model, not a curated record
AUGUGGCUCUCCCCCAUCAAACAGACUCUUCUACAGCCUGGCUGGUGCGGACUCCGCCGCGCGCCUCGCAAGCGGGACGGCCUCCCCGACAAAACUGUCGCGCCAGCCACCACCUCUGAAUCGAAGGACUUGGGCUCAAUUCAAGAACAACAGGGUCGAUGUGAGGUCAACCAGCACGACUACGAUGACCACCGACCAACAGCUUCACCGUUCAUCGUUCAACCAGCUCUUUCGUGGUGCUCUGCUAGAUGCUCAUUGAACUACCAACUUACCCAUUUCCUCAAAUGGAACGGCUUCCUCACCUUCGGAUUCAGCCUGGUCUAUGCCGCCCUUUUGACCACCUCAUCCUCAUUAAUCCAGAACAACAUCAAGCCUCUUUCAUCGCCACCCAAAGACAAAAGGUCAACCAGUCAAGUCCUUUCAAACGAUUACUCGGUGAUAGGAGGGACCUUAGGUGGUUUGAUUACAGCCACGGUCUUCUGGAACCGUAGGCUACUCAGUCUGAUCAGCAUCAUACCCGGCGGGAUCGGCAUCGGCGUCGGAGCGGGGCUGUCGACCGCGUAUCUUCACUCACUCCAGUCUCGCUCUCCCAUUCAUCCUAAUCAACCACCGACUGUGGAUGAUUCUUAG